AUGAGUUCAAGUUCAAGCAUUCUUGCUACUGAAAACUCGAAAGCGAUUGUUAUUCCAGUUAUUCUCAGAGGAGGAAACUAUCUGUUGUGGGCAAGAACCACAAAAACAGCUUUGUGUGGUCGCGGUCUCUGGAGCCAUGUUUUGGAGGACAAAACACCAGAAGAAGAUGAAGACACCAAAGGCGAGACAAAGAGUGAAGAGGCCAAGGCUGAAGAAGCUAAGUGGUUUCAAGAAGACCAAACUGUUCUUGGUCUUAUUCAGAACUCUCUUGAACCGGCAAUUCUUGAAGCUUACUCCUACUGUGAGACAGCAAAGUCUCUUUGGGAAACUCUCAAGAACGUAUUCGGAAAUGAUACAAAUCUGAGCAGGGUCUUUGAAGUAAAGAAGGCUAUUAAUGACCUGAGUCAAGAAGAUAUGGAUUUCAAGACUCAUUUUGGAAAGUUCAGAUCCUUGUGGGCUGAACUAGAGAUGUUGCGACCGAGUACUCUAGAUCCCAAGAUUCUCAAUGAAAGGCGAGAGCAGGACAAGGUGUUCGGUCUCCUUCUCACACUGAAUCCAGUCUUCAAUGACCUUAUCAAGCACAUCUUAAGAGAUGACAAGCUUCCAAGCCUUGAAGACGUGUGCGCCAGAAUCCAAAAGGAGCAGGGCUCCAUAGGUCUAUUCAAGAAAGGAGAACUCAUCUCAGCUAACAAAGGAGUUUUCAAACCGGAAGAGAGGAAGACUUGGGUCUGCGACCAUUGCAAGAAGAAGGGCCACUCAAAGGAAAAAUGCUGGAUCCUCCAUCCCCAUUUUAAGCCCAACAAGUUCAAGGACGCCAGGGCAAACCUCGCUCAUGAACCAGCAGCAGGAAGCAACUCAGGGGGAGAAGUGGCUAUGAGCGCUUCAGAGGAGUAUGUGAGGAAGAGCGACUUGGAGGCCCUCAUCAAAGCUUUUGCCUCUAAACAAUCCGGUAUCACUUUUUACUCACAUAAACCUAGUAGCGGUCUAGUUGUUGAUUCAGGAGCUUCUCAUCACAUGAUAAAUAAUUCUAAACUCUUGAACAGUAUAGAACUUGCCCUAGGUAAAGUGAUAAUAGCUAAUGGUGAUGGAAUCCCAAUAGAGGGAAUUGGUAAACUGAAUCUGUUUAACAAGACUAGCGAAGCUUUCUAUGUCCCAAAAUUCACCUCUAAUCUAGUAUCAGUGAAAAGAGCAACUAAAGACUUAAAUUGUUAUGCGAUUUUUGGUCCUAAUGAUGUUCAUUUUCAGGAUAUUGAGAGUGGGAAGUUACUUGGGAAAGGUGGAACCAGGGAUGAUCUUUAUGUUCUUGAAGAUGUUUCACCAAAUAAACCUGACGCUGAUGUCUCUUUUAAGUCUUGUGAGCAGAGAAGCAAGCUAGAUGCCAAAAGUAUCAAGUGUAUGUUCCUUGGAUACUCCACAACUCAAAAGGGAUACAAGUGCUAUGACCCUAUCAACAACCGAACCUAUGUCUCUAGAGAAGUCAAAUUCCUUGAGGAGCAAGGAUACUAUGUCAAGAAAGAUUGGGAGAGCUUGAAAGAUCUGUCUAGUUCACCAUCUGACCUUGCCACAAGCCUGCGGUUUCUAUUGGAUCAUCUUGGUAAUCAAGCUCCACCAAGACAAACUCCGGUUCAAGCCACAGCUACU
Molecule: messenger RNA, 1641 nt
Organism: Eutrema salsugineum
Lineage: Eukaryota; Viridiplantae; Streptophyta; Magnoliopsida; Brassicales; Brassicaceae
Exons: 2
Source: RefSeq, a predicted model, not a curated record